AUGAUCAAGUUCGCCGUACGUUCGCCAUCUGCGAAUGCGAACUCUAUCACGACUGUUGGAUUGAGUCUGUUGCGACUGGAGAGAAGUGACAUGUCUGCGUUCGAUUUGACAGUCCAACCACAUUUGCUCACCGUACUAGGACGUCGACUGCCUUCUCCUCAAGUACAUUUUGCGCGCAAGACAGUGUCUGUGGUGAAUGCUCGCUGGGAUCUGAGGGACAAAACUCUGCUGAAAGCAGCAGCGAUGUCCAGCUGGAGAUGCUUGUACAUCACAGCCGGACAACAAGUGUGGUCAAAUCCAGCAGACCUACAAACUUGUCUCAGCGCCUUUGUCAGUGGUCUUCGGGGCAUCGGACUUCAGUGGGCAGCAGCUCCUCCACCCGAACUGCUACGUGUCGAGGCAAGCAAUCCGUCUGCAGCGAUCUCGCAGAAGCUUCACGAACUGGCUAUGAAGAAACCAAGCAUGCUACUGGUCAUCAUUCCGGCGUACAACAACAUCAGCAUCUACAACGCAGUCAAGUACAGCUGUGAUAUUCAGGAAGGUGUGCUCUGUCAAUGCGUUGUCGACAGCAAGUUCGCGAAGCAGCAGAUCCAGUACUACGUCAACGUGGGCCUGAACAUGAAUCUGAAGCUGGGUGGAGUCAACCGUUCCAUUCCCGACAGCAACUCUGGCACCAUAUCGCCCGAGAAGACGAUGUUCGUGGGACUGGAUGUCACCCAUCCUUCUCCUGGUUCCACCUCUUCUGCGCCAAGCGUUGCCAGUAUUGUUUCUUCCAUCGAUCGAACACUCGGACAGUGGCCGGCUGCGAUUCGUGUCCAAGAAGCCAGAAAAGAGAUGAUAACUGAUUUGACCGAGCUAUUCCAAGGACAAUUGAAAUUGUGGCGGCGGAAAACCAGAAUCUUGCCCGCCAACCUCAUCGUUUUUUCGCGCUUUUGA
Messenger RNA from Saxophila tyrrhenica, 936 nucleotides. RefSeq lists its product as uncharacterized. The transcript is spliced from 2 exons. Gene Ontology annotation, biological process: regulatory ncRNA-mediated post-transcriptional gene silencing. The coding region runs from base 1 to 936 and encodes 311 amino acids. Lineage: Eukaryota; Fungi; Ascomycota; Dothideomycetes; Mycosphaerellales; Extremaceae. The record is from RefSeq and is a predicted model, not a curated record. Gene Ontology annotation, molecular function: single-stranded RNA binding; RNA endonuclease activity.